AUGGUAGACCGUAUUCUAGAAAAGUUUCACAACCUUUACAGUGGCUAUAGGUAAGUUUUUUUCCCAUAUUUAAUAAUAUAACACUGUUAUGGGAAACAUUUAUUAUGACACACAUGUUUUUAUUAUUUGUUUCAAAACAAGCUCAUAACAAUGAUUUUAUUUUAGAAUUAAUUUAAACAAUUUAAAAUUGAAUUUAAGAGAAGUAAUAAUAAGUGUAGACAAAAUCUUGUUUCACAGGGAGUAUACCUGAAAGGUCAGAGGUAGGCCCGGCCUCUUUACAGAGCUACUUAUGAAGUCACAUUUAGUUUUUACGUCUCUUAUUUUAGAAUGGUUGUUAGUAUAAGUUAAUCAAGCACCAUUUCACUGAAACUCUAAAAGAACAUAGUUUAUAUAGUUAAUCAAAAGCAAGUAAAGUAAAAAACUUACCACAAAAGAAUUAUAGCGUAUUAUUAAUGAGACAGCAAAUUUAGCUUUAACUAUAAGUCUACCGCCGCUGUAUUCAGUAUUCACCAGCAUAUAGCCAAAAAAAAUUGAAAUGAAGCAAAAAAACAUUUCCAAACAAAACUUGGCUCAAGAGCUAGACUUGACAGAAAAUAAAAAACCUCAAAAAAACAUUUUUGAUUUUAACAAAUUAAAGUUAAAAAGUGAAGUUAUUUUAAUUUUUGCUACAAGAUAUACAAUAACCUAACAAUUUUUCAGCGCCUACCAUGAAUUAUCGCUGGAUUCAUGUAACGAUGAGUCAAGUUCUUCAAGACAGGUUUGUAUAAUAAUAUAUUAUUUAUGUCGCCACCUUUGGAUGAUUAUUACUUUUCUGAAAACAUAUUUUUGAGUUAUCUGCUAUUCUUACCUUGUAUUACUUUUAAUUAUAUAGCUUGUCGAGGAUUUGUCAACAUCUUUUCUAUGCGUGUUUAGCAUUGAUUGAGGUAAAGACUUGUAGAGGGGACGGGCCUGGUGUUUGACCUGGCCGUGGGCCACAUAUGCAGGGCCGGUUCUUUUAGUUUUUUUAGCCUAGCUGACAUGGUCGGUGGUGGUCUGGGCCUAGUGGAAACUGUUUUAAGUAUAGCGUGGCAACGUAUGUUUAACAGAGGGUGCCUUUGCUGCUAAAAUUUUUAUUUUUUAAAUAUUUUUGAUAAAGUUGUUAAACCGCAAGGUAAUCGAAGCCUUUUCACAGUUGGAGCUCAAUAUGUUUUGUCAUAUCAAAUAACUCUGCAAAAUAUUUCUGUUGUGUACCAAAACCAACAACUCGUGUUCACAACAAUCAACCACCAAUACUACCAAAAUACUUUUUUAUGAGUUUACAAACACCAUCGUGACCUUUACCUACCUUCAAAAUGAAAUUAUAAACUCUGCUCCAUAAAAACUAUUCUUUACAAUGGCUAUAAAAAACUUUUUUAAUCAAAAAACAGAAGCCGGACGGUUUUUUUUGACGUUACGACGUUUCUCAUUUUUUGAAUCGAUGUUGUUGUAAUCGAGGAGGUUUUAGGCUAUUAAGUUUUUGGAUUUUGUGGGUUUAAGUGGGAGUCUUAAUGGCAUUUGAGAAGAUAACUGAGUGAUAGGUGUUUAAUUUAUAUUUUGUUGAUUUUUAAAACAUUUGCCAUUUUUUCACCUAUGAAUGACGUUUUUAAAUUUAAAUUUAUGUGCAUUUUCUAGGAAACAAGAGCCUUACAAGAGAAUCAGCAGCUUUAUGCCCACUACGUUCAACGGCUUGCGCGGCUUCAGGAGCGAAUUCAAAAGAUUAUGAACAGUAAGUGGAUUAUGUUUUUCAUGUUUUGUGAUUUAAUGUCGUACUUCAAAUUUUUUAAAAAUUUUUUAGAGCUAGGGUUAGGAAAAGCCUAGAGAAUGGGUUAAGGCUAGGGCUAGGGCUAGAGCUAGAGCUAGUGCUAAAACCACGGCUAGAGAUUAGACAUGGCAAACGGGCCGGCCGAGGCCCGCGUAUAAGUUACUACUAGAGAUACUGCCAAAGCUAGGGUUAUGCUAACAAUAUGCUUAAAAUAACUCUUUUAGCAAUUUUUCUUUUAGUAUAA
Molecule: messenger RNA, 2024 nt
Organism: Bursaphelenchus okinawaensis
Lineage: Eukaryota; Metazoa; Nematoda; Chromadorea; Rhabditida; Aphelenchoididae
Source: the annotation of a GenBank genome assembly